Molecule: messenger RNA, 2323 nt
Organism: Armigeres subalbatus
Lineage: Eukaryota; Metazoa; Arthropoda; Insecta; Diptera; Culicidae
Gene: Tpr2
Product: dnaJ homolog subfamily C member 7
Exons: 4
Coding region: 185-1840 (551 amino acids)
Molecular function (GO): protein binding
Source: RefSeq, a predicted model, not a curated record
AUUUUUCGUGAUUUUUCCUUUCGUUUACAUCCAAACUCUGGAGCAAAAAACGGACAUCGGUUCGUCAUCUCCUGUUGUGUCGCCGCGGAUCGAAUUUAUUUUAUUUCAGUGAAGAAGAGAUUACAAAUUGAAGAAGUUUUACGCUACAGUUAAGAAUUUUGUGUAAACAGAAUCUCGUAAAACCAUGUCGGCGGAAAAAGUGAUCGAUUUGAUGGCUGACGAAAACGACGAUGUGAUUUUGAUUGACGACAGCCCCAAAUCCAGCUUCUCGGUGGAUUCUUCGGUGGAUGCGGCCAGCACCGGGACCGAGCCGACAGAUCAAAAACCAUUCGCAAUGGAAGAUCCCAUUCCGGUGGACAUGGAUUUAGAUAUGGAUGAUGAAGUUAUUCAAAUUCCCAUCAGCAACCAGACUUUGGCCGAGGAGAAGAAGAACACUGGAAACGACCUGUACAAGAUCAAGCGGUAUGAUGCAGCACUACAACUAUACACGGAGGCGAUCAACCUUUGUCCGGAGACUCCAGCGUACUACGGAAACCGGGCCGCUACCUACAUAAUGCUCGGCGACUACAAAUCCGCCCUCAGGGAUGCCAAACAGUCGGUCCAAAUUGACAGCAACUUCGAGAAGGGCUAUAUGCGAAUUGCCAAAUGUUCGCUAGCAAUGGGUGAUUUGAUUGGAACUGAGCAAGCAGUUAAGAAAUUCCUAGAGUUGGACCCAUCCAGCCAAGCACUGAAGCCCGAGUUGAUCAGCCUGAAACAAUUGCGCGACAUAAAUGAGAAAGCUGCCAGUUGCUAUGACAAACAGGACUACCGAACAUGCUUAUACCACUGUGAUAAUGCCAUCAAAAUAGCCCCUGCAAGCAUUCACUAUAAAUUGCUGAAAGCUGAAUGCUUAGCAAUGUUGGGCCGUUUUGACGAAGCUGGCGACAUUGCUAUCAGCAUAAUGCAGUUAAAUUCGACCAAUGCCGACGCGAUCUAUGUGCGUGGACUGACGCUUUACUACAGCGAUAAUUUGGAAAAAGGUCUUUUGCACUUUGAAAGAGCAUUACAGCUUGAUCCGGAUCAUAAGAAAGCUAAAUCGAUGCGAGUCAAAGCUAAGCAGCUUAAAGAACGCAAAGAAAAGGGUAACGAACUUUUUAAAAGCGGAAAGUUUAAAGAAGCGCAAGUUGUCUAUACAGAAGCGCUUGCGCUUGAUCCAAUAAAUAAGGACAUCAACAGCAAAUUGUAUUACAACCGAGCCUUGGUGAAUUCCAAAAUUGGAAACAUCAGAGAAGCCAUCACAGAUUGCACCUGCGCGUUAGAAAAUAAUGAGAGAUACAUGAAAGCAUUGCUGCAAAGAGCUAAGUUACAAUACAAUUUGGAAAACUUCGAAGAAUGCGUGAAGGAUUAUGAAAAAGCGUUGAAGUUUGAAAAAACAAUGGAAAUCAAGAACCUGCUUAAAGAUGCAAAACUACAGCUGAAAAAGUCGAAACGUAAGGAUUACUAUAAGAUUUUGGGAAUAGGCAAGCAAGCAUCCGAUGAGGAGAUCAAGAAAGCAUACCGAAAACGAGCUCUCGUUCACCAUCCCGAUCGGCACGCCAAUUCGACGGAGGACGAAAAGAAGGAACAGGAACGAAAAUUCAAGGAAGUUGGCGAAGCGUACACGGUUCUUUCCGACCCUGUCAAGAAGAGUCGGUAUGACAACGGUUAUGACAUUGAAGAGCUUGAUCAAGCUGAUGUUGACCCACAACAAAUGUUCCGGCAGUUCUUCCAGUACCCCGGUGGCGACUCCAACUUCGGUGGUGGAUUCGGCGGCGGUGGUUUCGGUGGCGGCGGCAGCAAUUUCACGUUCCGUUUCGGUUAAGCGCCAAGCUAAAUUUGAUCGGAACAUUUGCAUCACUUAACACUUUUAGAAACUUUCUCUGCUAAGCAAAGUGAAAAAAACCCACAGGUUAAUAUCGAUAGUUUAAAGUUGUAGUUUCAAGAUAUAUGACAUACGCGUGGAAAAAAAAUACAAGAAGGAAGAGAGCGUUCCGUCAUUGUAUUUUUUUCUGUCUUCAGCAGCAACAGCGCAGUAGCGGAGCUAAUAGUGUUCUUGUCUUAUUUUAUAAUUCCGUGUUAUACAAUCUAUCUGGGCCGUAAUUGUUCUUCUGUGGAUACACAAUGGAUUAAAAAUAGUGAUAAAUGGUACAUUACGAUAAACAAAUCACUAUUACCCUAAACAAAAGUGUAAUCUUCUGAGCAUGCAGGACAAUGAACAGCUCUUGCAAAUUUUAAAAAACAAUAUUGACAUGUAAUCAGCUAGAUUGAAAUACAAUACAAGCAUGUUAGAUGUCCACAGAAUAAA